Messenger RNA from Phyllostomus discolor (pale spear-nosed bat), 3939 nucleotides. It is a transcript of the gene EBF3, whose product is annotated as EBF transcription factor 3. Lineage: Eukaryota; Metazoa; Chordata; Mammalia; Chiroptera; Phyllostomidae. Gene Ontology annotation, molecular function: RNA polymerase II cis-regulatory region sequence-specific DNA binding; DNA-binding transcription factor activity, RNA polymerase II-specific. The transcript has 17 exons. The coding region runs from base 364 to 2253 and encodes 629 amino acids. The record is from RefSeq and is a predicted model, not a curated record. Gene Ontology annotation, biological process: regulation of transcription by RNA polymerase II.
GUCUUUGGAGCAGGCGGGCCGCGCCAGAAGCGGACGAUCCCGCAGUGUCCUGCAGCCGCGGACGCCGCCCGGCUAGGAUGACACCACGUUGAGCGCGCCUGCAAACAACAACAACAACAGCAGCGCCUGGCCGCGCGUCCUGCUUCUCCUGCUUCUCCGGAGCGCCGCCACCGCCGGUGCAGCCGCCGGUGCAGCCGCCCCCGCGCCCCCGGCCGUCCGGAGCGCACGGCCGCCGGUGUAUGUCGCGCCUGCCCGGGACGGGCUGAAGCCGGCGGCGGGCCGGACCGCAGGCGCCGAGCCCCGAGCGCCGCUGCUCGCGGAAGCGCUUUCGGCCGGGAGCGGCGGCCGCCGCCAGCAGUUUUCAUGUUUGGGAUCCAGGAGAACAUUCCGCGCGGGGGGACGACCAUGAAGGAGGAGCCGCUGGGCAGCGGCAUGAACCCGGUGCGCUCGUGGAUGCACACGGCGGGGGUGGUGGACGCCAACACGGCUGCCCAGAGCGGCGUGGGGCUGGCGCGGGCGCACUUCGAGAAGCAGCCGCCCUCCAACCUCCGGAAAUCCAAUUUCUUCCACUUCGUGCUGGCGCUCUACGACAGGCAGGGGCAGCCGGUGGAGAUCGAAAGGACCGCUUUUGUGGACUUUGUGGAGAAAGAGAAAGAGCCCAACAACGAGAAGACCAACAACGGCAUUCACUACAAACUCCAGCUGUUGUACAGCAACGGAGUCAGGACGGAGCAGGAUCUGUAUGUGCGCCUCAUAGAUUCAAUGACCAAACAGGCCAUCGUCUACGAGGGCCAGGACAAGAACCCGGAGAUGUGCCGCGUGCUGCUGACCCACGAGAUCAUGUGCAGCCGGUGCUGUGACAAGAAAAGCUGUGGCAAUAGAAAUGAGACACCCUCAGACCCUGUAAUCAUUGACAGAUUCUUUCUAAAGUUUUUCCUCAAGUGCAAUCAGAACUGUUUGAAGAAUGCGGGCAACCCUCGAGACAUGCGGAGAUUCCAGGUCGUGGUGUCCACCACGGUCAACGUGGACGGCCACGUGCUGGCCGUGUCCGACAACAUGUUCGUGCACAACAACUCCAAACACGGGCGGCGGGCGCGCCGCCUCGACCCGUCAGAAGGUACGGCCCCUUCUUAUCUGGAGAAUGCCACUCCCUGCAUCAAGGCCAUCAGCCCCAGCGAAGGCUGGACCACGGGGGGCGCCACGGUGAUCAUCAUCGGCGACAACUUCUUCGACGGCCUCCAGGUGGUGUUUGGGACGAUGCUGGUGUGGAGCGAGCUGAUAACGCCCCACGCCAUCCGCGUCCAGACCCCGCCGAGGCACAUCCCUGGCGUCGUGGAGGUCACCCUGUCCUACAAGUCCAAGCAGUUCUGUAAAGGCGCUCCGGGGAGGUUCGUCUACACCGCCCUGAACGAGCCGACCAUAGAUUACGGUUUUCAGAGGUUGCAGAAGGUGAUCCCGAGACAUCCGGGCGACCCCGAAAGGUUACCCAAGGAAGUUCUGCUCAAGAGGGCGGCCGACCUCGUGGAAGCUUUAUACGGGAUGCCGCAUAACAACCAGGAGAUCAUCCUGAAGCGGGCGGCUGAUAUCGCAGAGGCGUUGUACAGCGUCCCUCGCAAUCACAACCAGAUCCCCACGCUGGGCAACACCCCCGCGCACACGGGCAUGAUGGGCGUGAACUCCUUCAGCAGCCAGCUAGCUGUGAACGUGUCGGAGACGUCACAAGCCAAUGACCAAGUCGGCUACAGUCGCAAUACGAGCAGCGUGUCCCCGCGAGGCUACGUGCCCAGCAGUACCCCCCAGCAGUCCAAUUACAACACAGUCAGCACUAGCAUGAAUGGAUAUGGAAGUGGCGCCAUGGCCAAUCUAGGGGUCCCUGGCUCGCCUGGAUUUCUUAAUGGCUCCUCCGCUAACUCUCCCUACGGCAUAGUGCCGUCCAGCCCCACCAUGGCAGCCUCUUCGGUCACCCUCCCUUCAAACUGUAGCGGUGCGCACGGCAUUUUCUCAUUCUCACCUGCCAAUGUCAUCUCUGCAGUGAAACAAAAGAGCGCCUUUGCGCCCGUGGUCCGGCCCCAAGCUUCUCCUCCUCCCUCCUGCACCAGCGCCAACGGGAACGGACUCCAAGGCUCUCUGCUGAGUGCUGAGGACGCUACCGUGGAGAAGACAAACUGGCCCUUUUGUGAAGUCGGUGGCAUAUUUCACUUUGAUGAACUAAUGCUCAAAAAAGGAACUGGAAAGCUAUGUCUGGGCUGGUAGUCCCGCCGAUGUGAGGGGCCUUUGUUUCCCUUCAGCAGCACCCAGCAUCCGAGGACGGACUUCAGGGGACGCGUUUCGCGUGCUGAGACACGCUGGUGGAGGCAGCGUCUUCCAAUACGUCGGCAGCGGUCGGAAUGCGACAAGAGACUCUGUUUAAAGAUUUUAUUUAAACUGUUAAGAACCGACAUGCAAACAGCCUACUUCCUCAUGAACGAUUCCAUUUUACUGACCGAACUUUUCUCACAUUGCCCCAUUUCUCAGUCCUGCAAAACGAGGACAGCAAAGCGACGCCUAUUUUGUAUCGAGUUUCUGACCCCGUCUUGGCCCCGUCUAGUACUUGCUAUGUGUUGGGAGAAGCUUUGUGAAUGCACCGUUUUGGUUCCCAUGAGACACUGAGGAGAACGCCUCCGGACAUUUCCCGUACCCAUCCUUAGAUUCACAAUGGUUGUGUAUCUCUAUAAUGUGAAAUAUUUUUUUGUGGUGAACAAGGGGGCCAAGGAGGUAUGAGCCAUCGACCUGGAAGAGAGGAUGACGAUGUGAUUAGAAUUCGGGGUGGCAGGGAGGGAGGGCGGGUUUCCCAUUGCUUACCUUCAUCUUAAUGAAAUGAAACUUUGUAACUUAUUGUAGUUAGAAAUUGUAACUUUGAUAUUGAAUUCUCUUGCCUUCAACAAGCACACUGACAGGAAAAAAAAAUGCUACUGUCUGUUGGUUAAAAUAUUCCCCCACUGCUAGAGCUUCCUGUUGAGCAAGCGUGAUCUGCGACAUUUUUCCCACUUUUGCUAGUACUGUAUACGAUUGCAUUCUUAGGCUACUGUGAGGUCCAUGUUUCUUGUACCAGAAAUUGUCCUUUCGACUUCUAGAUCCUUCUUCCCUAAUGUGUUUUGUAUGUGGUUAUAAAAUUGUAGACUUUUGUGAUUUUGCCAAAGUUGUAGCUAAAUAUUUAUACACUUGUCUUGAAUUUUUUUCAGAGUCACUUAAAUAUUUAGAAAGAAAAAAAACACAAGUUUUAUUCCUUAUGUGUCUUAUAAGGAAUAAAAUGGUCUCAUUCAACACUUUUCCAUGAACACUUGCAGUUGCUAAGGGACUUUAUUUUGUAACAUAUCAAUUAUAAAUAUUGUAUUUAUCGUUGAGAUUUUGUACAUUGCUUUUCCCGCCACCUUCUUUUCCUUUUCCCCGUCCGCGCUGGCUUCGGGCCACGGCCCGGCGUCGCGGUGCUGGGAGGUGCGCUAAGCCAAUUAUCGUCUCUUCGAUCUGCUUCGUCAAAAGGAACCAGUGUCGUUGCCGUUGCGUUUCAUUUGUACUUAAAACGUUUGCUAUUGUUUAGACUUUCCAUCCUUCUUUUUUUUUAUGUUGAGGAAAAGUCAAAUUCAUUGUUUAUUUUUAUAUUAUUUUUAAGUUAUCUGAACAAAUACUUUUGGAGAAAAACUUCGCUGUAGAGUCGAAGCGCUGCGGUGCCGCCCGGCCGCGACAGGCCCUAGGACAGCCCGUGCAUGUGGAGCGGCCGUGGGCAGCCGGCGCCGUCUGGGGCUGUGUCCUUGUCUCAUUUUAUCUUUCGGUCGAAUGUAAGAAAAAAGUCAUUUUAGCUGCCACCCAUGACUUUUGCCACAUAGCUGAAACUGUGUUUACUGGAAAAAUUCAGAGGCCUAAAGUUUAAAAUAAAAUUUACUUCUGAUGUUUUAAUUAAAA